Puccinia triticina is the source of this 885-nucleotide messenger RNA. RefSeq lists its product as uncharacterized. Gene Ontology annotation, biological process: retrograde vesicle-mediated transport, Golgi to endoplasmic reticulum. The transcript is spliced from 4 exons. Lineage: Eukaryota; Fungi; Basidiomycota; Pucciniomycetes; Pucciniales; Pucciniaceae. The record is from RefSeq and is a predicted model, not a curated record. Gene Ontology annotation, cellular component: endoplasmic reticulum; SNARE complex. Gene Ontology annotation, molecular function: SNAP receptor activity. Bases 1 to 885 code for a protein of 294 amino acids.
AUGAACGCGAUCAUCAGCCAGAUCAAGCAAGAGCUCAGCCGGAUCGACAGCCAGCUCGACGAACUCGAGCUGAUCGCAGAUGAAGCCGAGGAUGAAGCGAGCAGAACGGACGCACUCAUGAUCGCAGAGGACCAUCGAAACCAGGCCACCAGGCUCAGAGUGUCUUUCCAGACGAUCUCCCUGGACGUCAAACGAGCCCUCUCGAACAGCACCCUCGAGUCAGCACGAGCCGAGCUACUCAGCGGGGUAACGCCCAAGACUGGCAGAUCAUCUAACACGCAUGACGCGCUCAUCUCGGCCUCCUCCGAUGUCAGCCAAUCACUCCGGAACACGCUCGAGAUCAUGCGACAGGCACUCGAUCGCUCAGUGGUGUCCACCCACUUGCUUGAACAACAAACGGCCACGCUCCAGCUGACCUCGGACCAAUACUUGAGUUUUGGCGAGCUAAUGAAAACCUCCCGUGCGCUGAUCAGCAGCCUACAACGGGCCGAUCUGGACAGGAUCCUGCUCACGGGCGCCUUGACCUUCUUCGCCCUGGUGUGUCUGUACAUCUCGAAGAUGCAGAUCCUAGACCGGGGCGUCUCGUUGCUCUCCCCCCUCCUCUCCCCCCUUAGCCGGACUACGGCCAAGAUCAUCAGCAACAACGAGCAGGCCGCUGUCGCCCUCAGCUCGACCGGCCAACAGGAUGAUCUCUUGAUCGGUGCUGCAGCGGCAGCUGCGGAGGCGUCGCUUUCAUCCCCAGCCUCACAUCCCUCGAUUUACCCCCUGCCAUCACCGGACCUCCGCUCACAUCUACCCCCGCCAAUCCAUCUGUCCUGCAAAUACCAUAAAUCGAACUGCUUCAUGAAGAACUUUAAAAGGUCCAUACGUCCCUUGAGAACUUAG